This is a messenger RNA of Tachyglossus aculeatus (Australian echidna), 2148 nucleotides long. RefSeq lists its product as uncharacterized. The transcript is spliced from 3 exons. Lineage: Eukaryota; Metazoa; Chordata; Mammalia; Monotremata; Tachyglossidae. Bases 342 to 1199 code for a protein of 285 amino acids. The record is from RefSeq and is a predicted model, not a curated record.
GAGAUGUUUUGCUUGGUUGCAUUUCCAAGACUAGCUUUCCCUCAGGGACAAUUGAAGACUCCCUAGGGAAUUCUGAAAACUGGAAGAUAUUUCAGAAAUGUGCCAUUUCUUCAACUGGUGGCAGUCCAUCGGAGUGUUCCUUGUAGUGAGCCAGUUAGUUAAGCUGGAUUGCAUGUUGGCAUAAUGUGUAUUGGGGAAGCUGGGGUAGUCAUCAGUUUGGCCCUGAGAGAUGAAGGGCAUUUUGAAGCCAAGGCCUAAGAGGAGCAGAACUGGGUGAAGCCACAGUCUUACUGUCCUCAACGUUGAGGCCAUCAGAGACAGACUUUCAAGAUACAUCAGGAAUGACCUUCAAGAAUCAGGUUGAGACCAAGGGCCAGACUUCCUCUCCACCCCCCUGGACUGAGAUGUCUAAUUCCUUUCUUGAGUUCAUUGAGAGCAACACUGUAGAUAGGAAUGCCAACUUUCCUUUUAGCCUAAGAUUAUCCAGCCCAGAGGCACCAGGUUCCUUAGAAUACAUGCCAUAUUUUAGAACUCAUGGCAAUACCUUUAUUAUCCCAUGGCCAAUGGAACAUGAGAGAAAUGCCCAUGCAACUGAGGUUAAAAGGGAGAGAGGAGGAAGUCCUGCAAAAGCUUAUGCCCAAAAAACCAAUGAGAUGUCAGAGGAUUCCAUUCCUGCCAGUGGGUAUUUUCCAUAUUAUCGAACGGAGGAAGACCUAACAGGAAGCCUAUUGCUGCAGAAUGGGCUCUGUAAAACCUGCAGAGAAGACCAAAGGCAAAGUGGUGAAGGAAGAAAAGGCACAACAGGAAGAAGUGAAAGCGGUUGUUCCACACCUACCUGUUAUAGAACCAUGAUACCCUCACCAAUCCUGACACAGAGUGAAAUCACCCCCCUCCCCACCACUCUUCAGCUUCCUGAUCCUCUAGGAUCCUUCCCCGAUGAGAACCUCAGUGUUAGUGGAAUGGAGAUCUCUGUUUUAGGGGAAACAUCACUUCUGAGAGAGUUCUAUAUCCCAACAGGAUACACACAAUAUUACCGCACAGAAGAAUCACUCCUGGGAAGCCAUGCCCCACACCUCUUCCCUUUUGGGGCAGAAGAAGAGCAUGGGGAUGGUCCAGAGAAGGAGAGGCAUUUUGAACCCAACCCACUGGUUGAACCCAACCUUCUCUGGAUUCUGGGAGAAGGCCAGCUAAAUUGCUGACCUCACCAAUGCCACCCAGGGAGGGAGAAACCCAGAUGAGGUUAUUGCUCUAAAAAACAGCAGGAAUGCCAGCUUAGAGGUUGGGCGGGAGGCAGGGAGAGGAAAGAGAUUGCAGUUCAAGCUUGAAAACAUCUUUAGAGAAAGCAGAGAGAGGGAUUUAUGUCCUGAUGUGCCUGAGUUUUGAGGAAAUAGGGGAAAUUAAUCUGAGACUUGUAAACAUGAAAAGAGGAAGAAACCAUCAACAUGAAUACACUCGGUCUGAGCAGGGAAAGUGGGAUUCCAGAGCGCCGGCAGCCAGGCAGAGAUUUAGAUCCAGAGAUCCACUCCUGCAUCAAGGCAGAAACGUGAGAGCUGGGUGGAAAUGGAGGCAGCUGCUCUGUAAUGACCUGGGCCUGGCUCAUCUCUCGUCCUGUCUGCAAAAAACCAAGGAAGGGAACUAUUGUAGCAGUGGACAGUCUUCCCACCUCCCAGCAGCCAAGCAGGUGGCAAGCCUUUGAUCCCUUGGGAACGGUACAUCCUCCCCACAGUGACCAUCGGAUGACUCAGAUUCCCAGCCUCCGCCUAUAAGCCCACAGAAUCCGGUGUAGACAACAAUGAUGCUCCACUCCCUCACAGCCUGCCAAGCCACACCUACUCGGUGUAUUUCUGUAAUUGGACUCACUGACUUUUGAGUCUUGUGAGUCCUGGGCAGAUUCUUGCUCUUUCCUCUGCCAGUAAUACGAUAGGCCCCCAAGUGAUGGUCCACCACUUGCUUAUCAACUCUGCAUCCUCAUUUGGCAUUGAAUGGUUCCCAACCCAGUGGAAUAGAAAGCUUCUUCCUCCCCUCCUCCAGAGUUGGUUCCAUCCCAGUACCAGCCUCCUUAGACUUUGGUGUACUCCAUCAAAGCAGUAAGAAUGAAAAAUACUUAGCAGGAAUUAUUUUUUUGCAAAUAAAAUGGUCCUACUAUUA